AUGCACCCCACCACCACCACAUACAACAGCAUACAACAAGCCUCACCAACUUUAUUAUCAAUCCUACGUGCCGGUAAUCAAGAAACACAUCAGGAUUUCACCGGAUUUGAUUUACAGAUGGAAGACUCAAGGCAAGGUCAGAUUAUAGACCAGCAAUCACUUAUGGCAGCCUUACAACAACAAGCCCCUCUUGAACAUCAGCGGUAUUCAGAACAAAGCUAUGAAGAUUUAUUUCAUAGACCUUUUCAAAGACCUACUACUCAAGCUGAUAUCAAUCAAAUCAAUCGUGUUCAAGAGGCUCAGCGUGGAAUUAAUGAUUUCUUUCAAGAUCAUCAAGUUCCACAACCUCCAAUGAUCGAUAAUCGGCCAAGUCUAAAUCAACACAAUCAAAACAAUCAGCUUCAACAAACUCACAGCUUACCAAACGCAAGUAUAAAUCAACAUACUCACCUUCAACUAGGUCAAAGCCUACCAAAUCAAUUUGAUUCAACUUUAAACAUCUACAAAAAUCAUCAAAUCUCGGUUCCGGAACCUCAACGGGCAUCAGCACCAAUUCAUAUAGACUCUUCCCUACUUCCGCACUUGGAAUCUCAACCUUUGGGUUUGAGAAAUUCAACAACAUCCAAUUCGAGAGGAAUCUCUACCGUGUCCCAGCCAGCAGGAAAGAAAUCUUCACAAACAAAGAAAUCUGCAUCUCGAUCAAAGAGUUCAUCACAAAACAAAGCUAACAAAGAUGCUAACCGUGAAGACGAAGUUGCUAAAAGCAACAAAGCGCUCUUGGAUGAGUUUCUAACACCAGCCCAACGUCUACCCGAUAAUAUCUCUCUUCCAGCUGAACUUACUGUAACUGAAUUGUAUGCGUUGGAUGCCUCGCAGCUUAGGACGCUUGCUGACCAGCAUACUCGCGGUCGAGGUCAUGGGGCUCCAUCAUUACAGAAGAGACAAAUUCUAAGGGAUUUUCACAACUCGACCGAGAAGCUCCUUGCCAUCUUGUGCAUCCACCUUGGAAUAUCACAAGACGUGGCCUCAAACGAGAUGUGA
Melampsora larici-populina 98AG31 is the source of this 1041-nucleotide messenger RNA. RefSeq lists its product as uncharacterized. The transcript has a single exon. The record is from RefSeq and is a predicted model, not a curated record. The coding region runs from base 1 to 1041 and encodes 346 amino acids. NCBI's taxonomy places the organism in Eukaryota, Fungi, Basidiomycota, Pucciniomycetes, Pucciniales, Melampsoraceae.